AUGCCACAGAAUAACCCCCGCCUCCUGCAACAGGGCCAGAGCACAGAGAAGGCGUGUCAGGAAAGGAACACUGACCCUGCUGAGAUCGACAUUCGCCGGCAGUCUCAGCCUGCGCGUAAAAAUCUGCUUCGUAGCCCUCUCGUUAUCAUCGUGGUCAACGUUUACCAUAUCGGUACCGUUCGGCUAGAUCUCCUACAGGUCUCAUCCACACGCGUCUCCGACCUUCUCUACGCCGGUGUGAUCAAACUUCUAGCAGACACUGCUGCCGACAGCGUCGUGAUUCUCGUCCAACACUUGAUCAACGUCUGCCGCACCAAGUUUGCUGAGCCAGCCCGUCUACAAAACACCGUGUCCGUCUAUCAAUCCCUCGCAGUCUGCCAAGCUGCCUUCCGUCUCGGCAUUACCAAGCACACGUGCCACGUGUUCCGCAAGAUGGAAGCCUACAUCUCUGAUACCCAGCUCCCAUACCACGAGAUUGACGCCGUGAUGCACUUCGGUGCUUCGUACCUGCGUCUCUAUAACCGCAUGGCCGACCGUUUGGCAGUCUACGUGCGUGAGGAGACUGUGUCAGACCCCGGCGUGUUUACGAAGUUCUGCUUCGCGCAUCCACCUUUGAACACUGCCAUCAUCGAGGCCGCCGAUCGCCGAAAGGAGUGGCUUGCGCGUCGCGAGCAGAAGCGGAUCCAGCGCGAGCAAGACAAGCUCCGCUGGAAUGUUGAGCGCAAGAAGCACAACGCUGAGCGCCGGGCUGAGGAGGAGAAGCGUGUCGCGCAUGAGAGCGCGAUGCGUCAGGCUUGUCUGGCGAAGACACGAGCGAGCGUCAAAGACCGGGUCAUGACGGCCGAGGAGAAGAAGUGA
Messenger RNA from Didymella exigua CBS 183.55, 858 nucleotides. RefSeq lists its product as uncharacterized. The transcript is spliced from 4 exons. Lineage: Eukaryota; Fungi; Ascomycota; Dothideomycetes; Pleosporales; Didymellaceae. The record is from RefSeq and is a predicted model, not a curated record. Bases 1 to 858 code for a protein of 285 amino acids.